AAAGCCCAGAGCCAGCAGAGAUGACACCCUGAGCCUGGUCUGUGCAUUGAUGUGAUGGAGAUAGGGGCCUCCCACCGAGGAAAGAUCAGGGUGCUGGUAAACAGCCUGACUCCGAUCUCCCAUCAGUGAAGGGCACCCAUCCCUAAUCUACAGGAAGCCAAAGAGGUCCAACUCAGCAUUGAGUCCCCCAGAUAUUAAAGAGCAACUUAUUCCAUCCUUUUUGCACCUAUUACCAUGGUUCGCUUCUUAGUAAAACGAGGACUCAUCACUUCUAUAGCCCUGUGCGUUUGCUGGUUUCUCUACAAUGGUCUUUCUAUAAAUAAAAAAAUAUAUAUUGUCAAUACUGAGGAGGAUGUGUACCAGUAUAUUUCCACCACAAAAUACAAACCGUUGAAUAUUUCAUCAAAUGAAAGUAGAACGAAGCAUGACUUACCGAAACACAGCAGUCAUCCGAAACACAAUAGAACUAAAUUGUGGGAAAAGGAAAUGACUUCCAACGACUUGAUCCAGAAACUACAGAAAGUGAGAAAAAGUUACCAGUCAAUGAACAGAUACAAAGUCAAAUUCCAGGGCACCAUAAACCAGCAACACAAUCCACAUGAACUUCUCUUCCAGCUUAAACACAGGGUGAACCUGACAACACUGAAGAGUUCUGACCUACCUGACAAUGCAAGUUCCUGGAGUCAAUAUCUGCCCGACAAGGACAUUCAUGAAGCAGUGGGGAAACUAAGACAAUGUGCUGUAGUAUCUUCAGCUGGAUCUCUAAUAGGUUCAAGACUUGGACAAGAGAUAGACUCCCAUGAUGCUGUUCUUAGGUUAAAUGCUGCACCUACAAAAGAAUUUGAGAUUGACGUGGGAUCGAAAACAACAUUUCGUCUGAUAAAUUCACAGGUUGUUACGAGCGUCAAUCACCAUUUCCUGGAAAAUCGUAUAUAUAAAGAUGUGAUAUUGAUCAUGUGGGAUCCUGCUCCAUAUGAUGCUGAUAUAUAUCAGUGGUAUAAGAAGCCGGAAUUCAAAUUCUUUGAGCCAUAUAGGAAACAUCGAAUAGCGAACCCAAAGCAGCUGUUUUAUAUCCUGAAACCACAAACACUUUGGCAACUGUGGAACAUAAUUCAAGAGAACUCACCAGAACAAAUCCAACCAAAUCCUCCAUCAUCAGGGUCUAUCGGGAUCCUGUUGAUGAUGAAUAUUUGUGAGGAAGUCAACGUCUAUGAAUUUCUGCCAUCUUUACGUCAAACAGACCGGUGUUAUUAUUUCAAACCAUACUUUGACUCUGCCUGUACUUUUGGAGGUUACCAUCCACUUAUCUACGAGAAAAAUGUAUUUAAAAAACUCAACCAAGGAACUAAGGAAGAUGUUUAUGAGAAAGGCAAAGUGACCUUGCCUGGAAUGAGGCAGCAUUUGCCUAAAUCUGGGUAG
Bufo gargarizans (Asiatic toad) is the source of this 1419-nucleotide messenger RNA. RefSeq names its product beta-galactoside alpha-2,6-sialyltransferase 1-like. The transcript is spliced from 7 exons. NCBI's taxonomy places the organism in Eukaryota, Metazoa, Chordata, Amphibia, Anura, Bufonidae. Gene Ontology annotation, molecular function: sialyltransferase activity. The coding region runs from base 235 to 1419 and encodes 394 amino acids. The record is from RefSeq and is a predicted model, not a curated record.